UUUUUCGGCAUAAUUGGCAUCCUUGGUGCCCGUCUCACGUGGAAAUACAUUGUAAUUGUGCAUGAAUGUCGAAGAAAUUGAAGGAAAACGCAAAUGUUGGAGUCUACCACAACAAAAAUAUUGGCUAUGGAAUGGGUGAUUGCCAAAUAGAAAGUGGUGAAAAUUCACCACAAUUAACUAUGAAUGCAAUCAUGACUUCUAAUGCAUCCAACCAAAGAAUUGGUACAGCUCGAGAGCGAACAAUACAAGCUGUUGAAUAUUAUAACAACAAUGUGCUAAGGGCACGCGUUGGAGCUGGCCUGGCGGGUGCUCGUGCGUCUGUGAGUGAGCGUCAUUUGAUGCAGAAUCGCACCAAAGCAGGAGGAGGAAAUCUGUAUGGGCACAAUACGGAAAAUCUCUACAGAAGUAACUCGAGCUUGGAGCUGUUGCACGAUCAUGUGAAUUUGAGGAGUGAUUUUGACGCCAAUCCACCCGCAUCUGGGAGCCUGAGACGCGAAUACGGUAGUCAUGGGAGUAUCCAUGUGAUCUCCUCGGAACGUCGUACCCCCACAACGGGUGAGAGUUUCUUCGCCAUGCUCCAGGACUACCGUCCGGCGGUGCUCAAUGUUAUUGGUGUAGAUCAACGAUCACCCGGACCGGAUGAGUAUCUAAAGGGGAAGAUUGUGGAGAAUCAGCAGCAACCCAUGCCGCCAAAACCCUCUUCCGGCUAUACGCAAACAUACACAAAUCAUCAAAACUCCAACACGACAACCAAUGAGAAUACAAAUUGUGGCAAUUCAAGUCCCAAACUCCUGACGAAACUCCACAAAAUCUGGGGUCCCACAAAGCAGGGACGCUCACAGGGGCAUGAAGAAAUUAAUAAUUCAACUGUAUUAUCGGGGAGUCAGCAAGCACCAACCACAACUACUCACAAUUCCCUGGGAUACGAUGUGAAUGCAGCAACUGCCGUGGAUAUUGAGGAGAGACAGCGAAGACAAUCUUUUGCCCACUAUGACUGCCAAUCACUCACGGCAAAUUUAAUUUAUGCCGCCAAACUUCGUUCUGUACUCCUUGCAAGGCGACGUAAUACAACAACUGGAGCUUCUGCUGCAUCAAUGGUAAAUUCCCGAUCAUCCACACCGGAUGGUGCGAAGGCAGUAGAUGAGGAUUUUGGGGAUGGGCAAAGCAACGAAUUGCUGGAGAGUUGUCCAUAUUUUCGCAAUGAAAUUGGCGGUGAGAAGGAGCGCAAUGUCAGUAUUACCCGGAUACAUACACCAAAUCCACCGGGGCAAUGUAAAAAAUCCAUCCAUAUUCCCGUCCUGGCGUGUGGACUUUCCAUCCUUGAAUGUGGCAGCGGUGAGACACUGUGGAAGCCGACAACGUGCCCCUUUCAAGGGGGAACGCGUCCAAUUGAGUACGUUGACUGCGGAGCCAAAUACUAUCGGCACUACUUUCUUGGACAAGAACAUCAAAAUUGGUUUGGUAUUGAUGAGGAAUUGGGCCCAAUUGCAAUUUCACUGAAGAGAGAAAAGAUCCCCCCAAAUGUUGGCGGUGGUUGUGGUGGUGGUGGAGGGAAUGUAGUGGCUGGAGAGACAGAUGGAGGAGGGGUGGCAAUGUAUCAAUUUCGUGUAAUUGUUCGUACUUCGGAAUUACUAACACUUCGUGGAUCAAUUCUCGAGGAAUCCAUCCCAAAUCCACGUGGUGCUGGGAAGAGUUUAAGUACGAAGGAUGUAUUGGAAUAUGUGGCGCCUGAGGUACAAAUUCCCAGCUUGAGGCUCAGCGUGGGGACACCGCAGUGUGAGCAUCAGCUUGUUAAGCUCGAUGAGCAGUGCCUGACGACAAAGUACAAGGUGGGGAUAUUGUAUUGCAAAUCAGGACAAAAUUCCGAGGAAGAUAUGUACAAUAAUAUGGAUGCAAGUGCGGCUUUUGAUGAAUUUCUCGAAUGUUUGGGGAAGAAGGUGCGCCUAAAAGGGUUUGAGCACUACAAAGCUGGGUUGGAUAAUAAGACCGAUUCAACGGGGACACAUUCGCUGUAUUCAAUGUAUCAAAAUUGCGAAGUGAUGUUUCAUGUGUCCACAAUGCUCCCCUAUACGCCAAACAAUCGCCAGCAAUUGCUGAGAAAGCGUCAUAUUGGCAAUGAUAUUGUGACGAUUGUCUUCCAAGAGCAUGGAGCACUUCCGUUUACGCCAAAAAAUAUUCGUAGUCAAUUCCAGCAUGUCUUUGUUAUUGUACAAGCUGUUAAUCCAUGCACAGACAACACGCACUAUCGUGUGGCUGUGGCACGUUCAAAGCAAGUCCCGGUUUUUGGGCCACCCCUACGUGCGGGAGCACUCUAUCCCAAAGGUAAGACAUUUGUGGAUUUUCUCCUGGCGAAGGUGAUUAAUGCCGAAAAUGCGGCGCAUAGAUCGGAGAAAUUUGUCACAAUGGCCACACGUACGAGGCAGGAAUACCUCAAGGAUAUCAUAUCGAAUUAUUCCACAACAACAGUGGUGGAUACAGGGCCGAAGUUUUCAAUUUUUCCCAGUAAGAAGAAGGAGAAGCCCAAGCCACGUUUUCGGGGGGAUUUGAGUCAACGUGGUGCCUUCUGUUGGCACGUUGUUCUCCAUGAUAGUGAAACGGCAACAACGAUGAAUUGUUUCCUUGGAAUAUCCGCUGAGACAUUUGUGUUAAUUGACGAAGGAACGCGGCAGGUGGUCUUUGUCACGCCAACACGUUCAAUUUUGGGUUGGUCAACAAAUGGGAAUCUCCUGCGCAUCUAUCAUCAUCAAGGGGAAUGUAUAACGCUCAAUAUGUACGACUAUGGGGAGCGUGAUGAGCAAUUGGAGGUGAUUGAACGGCUACGGGCAGUUACGCCGGGUUGUGGGGCUCUUGAACUCAAUCUGUAUCGCAAUCCACUUGGUCAGUUGGGCUUUCACGUCCAACCAGACGGUGUGGUGACACAAGUUGAGAUGUCCGGACAAGCCUGGGCGGCGGGAUUGCGUCAGGGCUACCGACUGGUGGAGAUCUGCAAGAUAGCCGUGGCAACACUUUCGCACGAACAAAUGGUCGAUCUACUGAAGACUUCAGCUCAAGUUACGGUGACUGUUAUUGAAUCCUUUGCGGAUCGUAGCCCGCGACGGGGGUGCUUCUAUCAAAAUUGCAAAUUCAACAUUAUGAACUACGAUGAGGAGUAUGAGAAGAAUCUGUCAAGUACUGGCGUAGCCUCGAGUCAGCAUCAGCAUGCAUCUGUGUCCCCAGUUACGUGCUUGAGGCAAUGUGAGAGGAAUUUCUCACCACCACGAUCGAGUAAUAGUUCCGGCUAUGGCACAGGGAGUAGCUACAGAUCCUUCACGGUUCCCAUUGAGAAUUCACGAAGUGCUCCCGACAUGGGAACACUCACAAGUUCAUCCAGUGGGCACUCGUCAAAUGAUGGGAAUUGGUAUGAUGUUCUGCACACGGAUGAUGAUAGUUCAGUGAUAAAGAGACGAAAUUCCAAGCAUGCAAUUCAACAGUAUCACAGACAACCAAAAGACGUACUAAAUGCUCGAGCUCAAGCCAUGGCUUCAGUGAAGGUGCAUCAAGACAAGGAUGGUGGUGGUGGUGGUUCAGCUACAAAGAGACCCGUAACAUUUGACCCAAGUCAAUUUCCACGUGUUGACUAUGCGCAAAUACAAAAGGACCACACUGCGAAUGCGUCAAAAGAUCAUUCAGAUGUGGUGCAUUCAAGUACAAAUAGUCUGGAGAAGGAAUUCAAACGUCCCGCCUUACCGCAUCAUGAGGCAAGUGAGGUGAGGAGUCAAACUCCGCAAGAGGCAAUAAAUGGCAUUACAAUGGGAAAAAUUCAUGGAAAUUCAGCUGGUAAAAUGCACCCAGAUGGACGUCCGGUAUCUGAACCAAAACUCCGUUCGGGUAGUCGACCGGGGACACAGUAUAGGAAUAGUGUUCACUACACAGGAAGUAGUUCCCUUCAGGAGGAUCUAAUGAAGCUCAUUGAUCCGGAUUAUGCGCAGUCAACGAGUGAAAUGAACAAGGAACUCCUGAAUUUGGAGAAGGAAAUUCAAAAUAGCGCCAAUCUCCGGAAUAUGCGUGAUUCCCCCAAUAUCAUGACAAAUCUCAUGGAAAAUCUCGAUUUAAUGCGAACAAAAUCUCGCUCGAGGGAAGGUAUAAAUUUCGGAUCAACCUACAGUGCACUCAAUGCCCUACAGCUGUCCGGCGGGAAGCAAGAUGAUGAGAAGUCUGAUGAGAAUAUGGAGGUGAUCUUUACAGUGGCACGACCAGCGACGGUUCUAUCGUCAAAUAGUGAAGGGACAAGUCCGGCGCUUGAUACGAGAAGAUCUCAAAGGGGCGCAGAACAGCGAAAUGGGGACAAUGCGGAUGAUUCGGGUGGGCAUCAAAAGGGGGACACGAAGGAUACAGUUGACUUGCGGAAUCUCCCAUUGCUCACAAAUACCAACGACAUGAAUUGGUCAACGCUCGUUGAUACUGCUACGAAAGCUAUCUUGCAGAGUAAAGCUCUUGGCAAGGAGACACCGCCGCUGAAAUUGAAUGAAUACAUCGAUGGGAGUGAGCUAAAAAUAGACAGGCGUGGUGAGCGUGAGGUGCGCUCAAUGGUGAAUACGCCGGAGAAGAAGGAUGAGUACCGGCAUACGGGGUAUGAGGUGUCGGGAUCAGUCUCCCUUCCGGAGUUACAAACACAAGUUUCCCAGCUUGAGGAUCUCAUCAUACAGGAGACACGACGCCGGAAAUCCCUCGAAUGUGCCGUUAAGCGUCUCACGGAGGAGAAUAAACGGUUGCAGGACGAAAGUCAGGCGGCUGUUCAGCAACUCAGACGCUUCACAGAGUGGUUCUUUCAAACGAUUGUGCCUUCAACGAAUCGUGAUGAAGGUGGCUAAAUAAUUAUUUAUAAUAUAAUAAUAAAUAUUAAGGUAUUGUAAUUUUUUAAAGGAGCAUAUUUUCACACAUCUGUACACAUUUUUUUUUUAUUUUAAAUAAAUUUCAUUCUU
Lutzomyia longipalpis is the source of this 4961-nucleotide messenger RNA. Its product is annotated as signal-induced proliferation-associated 1-like protein 1. The transcript has 5 exons. Gene Ontology annotation, molecular function: protein binding; GTPase activator activity. Gene Ontology annotation, cellular component: cytoplasm. Lineage: Eukaryota; Metazoa; Arthropoda; Insecta; Diptera; Psychodidae. Gene Ontology annotation, biological process: regulation of small GTPase mediated signal transduction; activation of GTPase activity. Bases 66 to 4850 code for a protein of 1594 amino acids. The record is from RefSeq and is a predicted model, not a curated record.